Sycon ciliatum is the source of this 2916-nucleotide messenger RNA. Its product is annotated as protein O-mannosyl-transferase TMTC2-like. Gene Ontology annotation, molecular function: mannosyltransferase activity; protein binding. Gene Ontology annotation, cellular component: endoplasmic reticulum membrane. NCBI's taxonomy places the organism in Eukaryota, Metazoa, Porifera, Calcarea, Leucosolenida, Sycettidae. The record is from RefSeq and is a predicted model, not a curated record. The transcript has 17 exons. Gene Ontology annotation, biological process: protein O-linked glycosylation via mannose. The coding region runs from base 241 to 2658 and encodes 805 amino acids.
AGAGCUAGAGGCAGACGGUUGCUUUUAUCGCCUCUUGCCAAUCACGUGGGGGAUUUCCGAAGUGCACCCGGACCCAGUGGAUAAAAUGAAGUGAAAAACCUCAGCAUGCAGCUAGCGACCAUAAACAAAAUAUUUGCUGCAUGUAAAUACAAUGUCAUGUAACGUGGUCUUGUGGCAAUGAAUUGUUCUUCGCCCUGGGGCAUGCGUUCCGGAAUCUGACCCUUCCAUGAUCAUCUGGUCAUGGCGGAGAGGGGUGGGAGAAGUCACCGGACGUCCUCGCCGCCACAACAAGCGGACGAGCCCAGCGCACGGAACAGAUUGCUGGCGUACGGGUUUGUGAGCUGCGUAGCGUUCGCUGUUUAUGCCAACACCCUCUCGGCUGGUUUCGUUUACGACGAUAGCCGAGCCAUUUUGAAGAAUCGAGAUUUGCUUCCCGAGACACCUAUCUCCAACCUUCUCUUCAACGACUUCUGGGGAACGCCGCUGGUGCACAGCGGCAGUCAUCGCUCAUACCGGCCACUGUGCGUGCUCUCCUUCCGCCUCAACUAUGCCGUGUCCGGAGUUGCGAGCGGCUUCUCCUACCACUUGGUCAACGUCUUGCUGCAUGCAGCCGUCAGUUCUCUCUUCAUGCUGGUUUGCACCUUGCUAUUGCCCAAGAACACAGCAGGCUUCCAGGUGGCGUUCUUGGCGAGCAUUUUGUUUGCCGUGCACCCGGUACACACAGAGGCUGUUGCCGGUCUGGUGGGAAGAGCAGACGUAGGCUCGGCACUCUUCUUUCUCCUUGCUUUCGCCUUCUUUCACCGAAUCCUGAAGCACUCGCAAGCGCCCACGGGUCAAACAUUGCUACUGUACGUGUCUGUCCUGGUCUCAACGGCCAUGGCUAUGCUGACCAAGGAGAUUGGCAUCACUGUGCUGGGCGUGUGCGUGCUCUACGAUGCACUCGUCAACGAAAGCAUACUACAACUGCCCAGCCUGCUGCACAUCUUCAAAAAAAAAGGACUCAUCAUGCGCUGCUUCGCCCUGUUUCUUGGCGGUCUUCUCCUGCUUGCAUGGAGAGUGUCGGUGAUGGGUGGCCAGGCGCCUUCCUUCUCGAGCUCAGACAACCCGGCCGCCAGCAGCAACUCCACGCUGACCCGGUUUCUCACCUUCUCCCACUUGCCGGCCCUAAACGCCAUUCUGCUGCUGUGCCCGCGUGCCCUGAGCUUCGACUGGUCCAUGGAUGCAGUGCCGUUGGUGGAGGGCCUUGGCGAUGCACGUAAUACUAUUACCCUCAUCUUCUAUGCAGUGCUUCUAGCGCUGGCCUACAUGGCUAUUGUGGGAAACACAGGUCGCUGGAAAGCGCAUUCCUCGCUCACCGUGUCCAUCCUCUUGGCCGCCCUGCCCUUCAUACCGGCGUCGAAUCUCUUCUUCUACGUCGGAUUUGUUCUGGCAGAGCGAGUGCUCUACAUCCCUAGCAUGGGCUACUGUCUACUGGUGGCUGUCGGCAUGCAGCGUGUGCGCAACCUCUCCUUCAUGAAAGCCCAUCGCUCGAUGUUCACAGCAUGCAUAGCAGUAGUACUAUUAGCACUGUCAAUGCGAACAUGGCAACGCAAUGCUGACUGGCAAAACGAAGAGUCUCUGUACCGAUCUGGAAUACCGUACAACCCCGCCAAAGCAUGGGGCAAUUUGGCAAACAUCCUGAAAGGCAAAGGCGACACGCACGGUGCAGUGGACGCCUACAGGAAUGCUCUCAAGCACCGCUCAAACAUGGCCGAUGCCCACUACAACCUAGGCGUCACCUUGCAAGACCUGAAGGACUUUCCCGGCGCCGGGAGGUCGUAUCGCAACGCGAUUGAGUGUCGGCCCAGCCUGGCUCUGGCACAUCUCAACCUUGGUAUCGUACUACGUACCGUGCAGAACACUUCCGAAGCUGAGAAGGUCCUACUCCAUUGCACCACCAUCCCUGACACUGGUUUGAAAGAUCCCACGGGUCACAACACAGCUGUCACAUCCUGUAUGUUCACACUGGGACAGCUCUAUCAAGAUCAGCAGCGGCAGAAAGACGCUCUAGCUAUGCUUGAGAAGGCUCUGGGCCACGCACCUCCCGGCUAUGAGAUACAGAGUAUCUACAACCUUCUUGGUGGGGCGCAUGCUAAGUUAGGUCAACUAAAGCUUGCCGAGGCUAACUACCGCAAGUCCUUGCAGGCUAAACCGGAUCAUCUGCCAGCUAUUGUUUCUUUCGCACAGUUUCUGGCGGAGCAGAAACGGGUGGAUGAUGCAGAGGCAGUGUAUAAAUCCGUACCCGGCAAUCCGACUGCACGGACCUAUUACGGCGUGUUGCUGUGCAAUCAGCCCAAGCGGAGAUUAGAAGGUGCAGCAAUGAUGGAGCAAGUGCUCAAGCAGAGUCAGCAGACGUCUAAUCCUGAACUCCUCGUGGCAUUGUCGGAUUGCUACCGGCGUGCUGAGAAAUACGACAAGGCCAUCACCUUCUACAAGGAAGUCACACGGAUCCAGCCGACUGAAACAGCAUUCUCCAAUCUUGGCGCGGUCUACCACUUGUUAAAUAAGUAUGCGGAGGCGGCCGACGCCUAUAGGCGAGCCCUGGACAUCAAUCCGAGCAGUUCUCUGGUCAAGGCCAACCUUCAGAAGCUGGAGAAACUUCAAAAGAGAUCAUCUUAGCAUUUGGUGACCAUAACAGUUAUUGGGUACUCCCCCGGCUCCAUCCCCCUUGUGUACCGUGCCCAAUCCAGCCAUGGUAUGCCUGUUUCUGCAUCUAGUGGCUGCAGUACGUGUAGGUUACUGCUUGAGGAGACAUUCCCUAUGCUGCCUGGCAAGUGAUACUAGUGGACUAUUCAAGUGAGGUGGCCGACAAUGGGAUUUUCAGUGCUUCUAUUACUUUUGGGUUGGCGAGCUUGCAGUGCAAUCGUAACAGACAAC